UUACAAUGGCAAUUGAACUAUGUUCAUCUGACGAGUCUAGUUUAGGCAUAAUGAGUCCAGCUCGUAUCUCCUUUGAUAUUUCUUCACAGACAGGCUCUAGCUCUGUUCCUGUUGAACAAUAUAUUCGAUCAACUUCACCUUCCUCUAGCAUUGAUUUCGAUUUUUGUGUGUUUCGCGAAAGCUUUGAUCUUGAAUCUUCUUGUGCUGACGAGCUUUUCUUUGAUGGAAAAAUUCUUCCAAUUGAAAUAAAGAGAAGAAUUUCCUCUGCACCGUCCAAAAAAACAGAACAACCACCCGCUCCACUGCCUCCAUGCAAAAAUAGUAACACUGGCAAUACAACAGAUACAACAACAACAACAUAUGCAGUUAAAUCACACAAAGUGGUGUCCGGAAAGGGUAGAGUGUACACAGACCUUACCCCUACCUCGGAAGGUAGAGAGGCUGUUUCCAGUAGACCCUCGGUUCUUGAAUCAUCAGAUGAAAAGCAGAAUUCCAAGUCAUUUUGGAGAUUCAGCAGAAGUAGCAGCUUAAAUUGUGGAAGCGGUUAUGCAAGAACUUUAUGUCCAUUGCCACUUUUAUCUAGAAGCAAUUCAACUGGUUCAACUCCAAGUGUGAAGCGUAAUUCAACAUUAUCAAAGGAUAAUCUAAGUCACAAGCACCAUUCAAAUUCUCAGAGACACUUUUCAAAAUCAAUGUCAUCUAAUGGUCAUAAUUGUCAAAAGCCUCCAUUGAAGAAUAAAGUUCCCGGUAAUCCAUACAGCAAUGGUGUUAAAUUCAGCCCAGUACUAAAUGUACCUCCAGCAAAUUUGUUUGGAUUAAGUUCUUUCUUUACAAGUAGCAAGGAAAAGAACAAGAAGAAGUGAUUGAUUAAAGUAUAACAUUGCUUUAUUAGUUUCCAAAAUAAGUAAAGUUUGAAAGGUGUGAUUAA
Lycium ferocissimum is the source of this 928-nucleotide messenger RNA. RefSeq lists its product as uncharacterized. NCBI's taxonomy places the organism in Eukaryota, Viridiplantae, Streptophyta, Magnoliopsida, Solanales, Solanaceae. The record is from RefSeq and is a predicted model, not a curated record. The transcript has a single exon. Bases 6 to 863 code for a protein of 285 amino acids.